AUGUCAUUAAAGGACUUUCAGAUAUUGCAAGAAUUAGGUAUUCAAAAUAUACUAAUUAGGUGAGGGAGCUUAUUCUAAAGUAUUUAAAAUUAAAAGGAUAGCUGAUUAACAAGAAUAUGCUCUAAAAAAAGUUAAUUUACAAUUCCUAUCAGAUAAAGAGAAGCAAAAUGCACUUAAUGAAGUAAGAAUAUUAGCAAGUGUAAGACAUGCUAAUGUUAUUCAAUAUAAAGAAGCAUUUUUGGAAGAAUAGUCUUAAACUUUGUGGUAACUUUUUUGAUGCAAUUAUUUUAAGUAUCGUUAUGGAAUAUGCAGAUGAUGGAGAUCUAUACUAAAAAAUUGUAGAAUGUCAAAAGAAGGGAGUUCUUAUGUCUGAAAAAGAUAUUUGGAAUAUUUUUAUAUAAGUAUUUCAUAAUCCUUAUAAAUAUUACAGAUUGUUAAAGGCUUAAAGGCUUUGCAUGAUAUGAAAAUUUAUCAUAGAGAUCUUAAAUCUGCAAAUGUCUUUAUGAAUAUGGAUGGAACUGUUAAAUUGGGAGAUAUGAAUGUCUCUAAAGUUGCACGAAAAAUAUUACUUUACACACAAACUGGAACACCUUACUAUGCCUCUCCAGAAGUUUGGAAAGAUCAACCUUAUGAUUCUAAAUCUGACAUUUGGUCAUUAGGAUGUGUUUUAUAUGAAAUGACUACACUUAAACCACCAUUUCGAGCUGAAGAUAUGAAUGGUUUGUACAAAAAAGUUGUUAAAGGUUUUUACCCUAAAAUACCAACAAUUUAUAGUUAAGAUUUAAGUAAUGUAAUUAGAGCUUUGCUCUAAGUUUAGCCACAUUUAAGACCUAGUUGUGAUAAGAUUCUAUAAUUAUCAGCAAUAGUAAAUAGGCUAGAUGAUAAAGUAUUAGUUGAAGAAGAAGGUGCAAAAUUUUUGCUAUAAACAAUCAGAGUUCCAAGAAAUAUGCAUUAUUUAACAGAUAGAUUACCAAAACCAAAUUAUAAUCCUAUUAGGAUGACUAAAAUUGAUAAAUAAUAAUUUAUCUAAACUUUAGCCAUUUAAAAGUUAAAUUAAGAAAAUUUGGAAGAAAAUCAUUCAUUACAUGUUGAUUUUUUACCUCGACUUAAUAAAAGAAAUGAAGAAAGUUUUGAUAAUUCGGUUGUUUCAAAAAAUAAUAAAAAAAAUGAUGAGACUGAUAAUCUUAUUAAUAAGAACAAUUAAAUUAGCUAAAUAUAUGGUGUUGGUGUAGGUAUCUAAGUUAAGAAAAAAGAAUAAAGAAUUUCUAAUAAAUCUUAAAAGCAUGAUCAUCUAAAAUAAAAUAAAAAAAAUGAUUUAGAAGGUGAACUCAAACCUUUGAUUAUAAAAUCGUAAAGAUAUACAUUUAUUAAACAAUUAGAUAUAGUCCAAAAAAUUUAAAUGAUGAUAGACAACCUUUGCUGCCACUCUUACCUACUAUUAAAAAAGAAGUUUCAAAAUAAAUUGAAGAAGAAUAAUUGAAAAAGAUUAAAUAAACUGAAGAAUUAAUAUAAUAAUUAAAGGAGAAAUAAUAGAAGCAUAAAAAGAAUUAGAAAUUAUAAAAUAACUGA
Paramecium sonneborni is the source of this 1569-nucleotide messenger RNA. Lineage: Eukaryota; Ciliophora; Oligohymenophorea; Peniculida; Parameciidae. The record is from the annotation of a GenBank genome assembly.